Cricetulus griseus (Chinese hamster) is the source of this 1006-nucleotide messenger RNA. NCBI's taxonomy places the organism in Eukaryota, Metazoa, Chordata, Mammalia, Rodentia, Cricetidae. The record is from RefSeq and is a predicted model, not a curated record.
CCAGGCAGGAGGUGGAGAGUCCCCAGAGCAGGAGCCCAGGAAGAGGGGAAGGAGCCUGACGGAGGCACUUUUCACAGAGACACCCCAUGACAUGACAGCGCGGACAGGUGAGGAUGUGGAGAUGGCCUGCUCCUUCCGAGGCAGUGGCUCCCCAUCCUACUCGCUGGAGAUCCAGUGGUGGUACCUGCGCAGCCACCGGGACUGGACUGACAAGCAGACAUGGGCCUCCAACCCGCUAAAAGCAUCUCAGCAGGAGGACUCGGGGAAGGACGCCACCAAAAUAAGUGUGGUCAAGGUGGUGGGCAGCAACAUCUCCCACAAGCUGCGGCUGUCGCGGGUGAAGCCCACUGACGAAGGCACCUACGAGUGUCGCGUGAUCGACUUCAGCGACGGCAAGGCCCGGCACCACAAGGUCAAGGCCUACCUGCGGGUGCAGCCCGGGGAGAACUCGGUGCUGCAGCUGCCUGAUGCGCCCCCCGCUGCGCCCGCGCCACCGCUCCGCCUCGUGCACCCCGUCCUCGCGGCCGGCCCCCUGGUGAGGAGCCGGGCCGUGAGGGGCCCCACGCUCCUGUUCCGUCUCUUUCUACCGGGAACCGGCUCCGGGUCCCCCAGGGAAGCGGAGACCACUCAGCCCCACGCGGGAGGCUGCCCUGCCAGGCAGAGUUAGCACCAGCAGGCUCGUUCUGGGCCCUCGAGGCUCUCCCCGAGCCCCCCUCUGCCGGCACCCCCCACACCCAGCCCUGUCUUGGGCCUGUGAAAUCCACAAGGGAUCCCCUCCACCCAUCCCCAUCCCCAUUCCUGAUCAGGGGACACCCACCCUGGUGGUUUGUAAAUAUUUCUAUUGGGCCCACCCCGCCCCGGAACUGGCUCAAACCUCUGGCCACCCUCGGUGAUGGAGGGGAGGUGGGAGGCCCAGGGCUUUGCCUAGGGGUGAGCGGGCCCUGUGUAUAUGACCCAACCUGUGAGUACCAGCCAACUCCAAUAAAGCGGUUUAAACCAACAUGGA